AUGGAGAAUGGAUUCUGUUGGAUGGUUUCCAAAUGCAACAUAUUUGUUUGGAAUGCGGACACUGUAUGUCUUUGCAUUUUUUUCCUAUUUUAUCUAUUUAUUCUCUCUAUUUCUGUCUUUCCUUCUUUCUUCCUGUCUAUUUCAGCUCACCAUUCUGGACCUCCUGGGGUCCUAGUCGUUUCCGCAGAAGGGGUUGCUCGUCACUGGCCAUGUGUAAUAUCUUCGAUUCAUUACGAAGUAGUCAUCGAUCUAGCUAGUGAAGUAACACUUGCUGUACAGUUUCUUGAACGAUCAUCUGAAGAGACCUCGUUCCUUCUUACGACAACAUCUGGCUCUGUCUACCUGCUUCAUUGGAUCGCAGUUUCUAGACGUGGGCAGAUUCAGUGGACAAAAGUCGCGUCAGGGGAGACUUUUGGAAUUGGCAAACGUUUUUCGAAUAUUAUUUUUGGAUCUCAGGCUUCAAAUUCGGAUAGGCAUGUUAUUUCGUCUUCAGUUGUUUUUUCAAACCACUAUCUACAAGUUCAUUGUGUUGUACUCACUGUGUUCCAGCUUUCCAACGAAUCGUCAUUCAUAGGCCGCGUUUUCCUAUGUGUUCCUGGAUUAACGGCAAACUCAUCCAGUUGCAAACGAACAGAUGGAGUUGUAAUAAUAUAUCCACAACACGGUGACAAAAUUUCUGCUUUGAAAUAUGACCAUGAUCAUGCUGAGAUAUAUGCAAAACUCCGGUCCGCAGGUGUCUACGGUGGGGAUCGAACGCGCUCUUACCCUUUCCGGGGGCUAACGCCUAUUAAGCCUCUUCUCAGCAAAUCCAAUACUGAUUUCACAAUUUUGGUAUACACCUUUUUGAAAAUUAUCAUAGAUCGUCCAGGUAAGAAUGCCUUUCUAGCGGGGUCUUCUCUUGAGACAGAAUUGAGGCGAAAAAAGGUGCUAUGUAACCGCAUUGUGCUAUUUCUUAAACAUAUGGGUGUUUAUGAUAAGGUCAGCAUCAUUUUCUUCUUUUUUUUUUUCUCUGUUGCAAUUGCGCUAUUCGAUUGGGAAGUUACACGUGAGGAUCGGGCUGAGGUAUUGGAAGAAACCACUAAACGACUAGGCCACAUUAGCGAUGUUCACUAUGGCUAUGAUGCUACGGUCUACUGUACGGUGAGCGAUUACUGA
Messenger RNA from Angiostrongylus costaricensis, 1155 nucleotides. NCBI's taxonomy places the organism in Eukaryota, Metazoa, Nematoda, Chromadorea, Rhabditida, Metastrongylidae. The record is from the annotation of a GenBank genome assembly.